AACUUCUAGUCUGAAAGAACAUUUCAUUACCAACGGCCGUCGCGUACGCACGUUGCACGCUCGAAUUUUCGCGCGCUAUUUAUAUCGCAUUUUUCAAGAACAAAGGGCUUUAUAAUAGUACCGGUAGUGUGCGCAGUGAAGAUGAGCGGAAAUUUUCUGACUAUCCCCGGAGAUGAGCCGAUGCAAAGGCGGUCACGGAGUUCAUCAUUAACCAACCUGAUCUCGGCGUUCGACACCAAGGCACAGUCACACACGGAGGGCCAGAAAAUAUGCGCGUUCAGUGGACAGUUCGACAAAAACAUCAAACCAACAUUCUCGAGGGAAGAAUAUGGAAAACCUAUUCCUGGAUCCAUGACAGAGCUGAGAGGCGCAGAGGCACAGGCACGAGUAUGCACAGAGAUGAAAGAGCUGUGCGAGAUCAUUAAUCAAUACGGGAAACCCCCCUGCAAAGGCCUACUGCCUCCGGAGCUACAAAAUGCCACAAAAGUAAUCUCAUUCGGGGAGUUAUUUUCGAUAUACACAAUGAUCUCUGACAAGCUCGUCGGUAUUCUUUUACGGACCCGAAAACACCACCUCACAUUCUUUGAAGGCGAAGUUUUAUUCCAGAAACAAGAUGAUGACGUCCCCGUAUUCCUCUUGAUGCCAAUGGCUGAUAUCCGCCAGUACUGCGACAAUAAGGCGCUACAAGCCAGAAGAUCAGUCUCACCCAUGCCUCAAUAAUUCAAUGUGAUAUAGUAAAUAAUACAAACAUGGGAACUCAUCAACACAGAAGCCAAACGACAGCGAAUUUAAGGAUGG
This is a messenger RNA of Cydia splendana, 798 nucleotides long. Its product is annotated as actin-binding Rho-activating protein-like. Gene Ontology annotation, biological process: positive regulation of transcription by RNA polymerase II; positive regulation of Rho protein signal transduction. NCBI's taxonomy places the organism in Eukaryota, Metazoa, Arthropoda, Insecta, Lepidoptera, Tortricidae. Gene Ontology annotation, cellular component: sarcomere. Gene Ontology annotation, molecular function: actin binding. The transcript has 5 exons. The record is from RefSeq and is a predicted model, not a curated record. The coding region runs from base 142 to 720 and encodes 192 amino acids.